This is a messenger RNA of Rotaria socialis, 1761 nucleotides long. The record is from the annotation of a GenBank genome assembly. Lineage: Eukaryota; Metazoa; Rotifera; Eurotatoria; Philodinida; Philodinidae.
AUGCCAGGAUACUUUGUUAACGACAUUAAUUCAUGCGUAGAUGAAUCACUGAUCGGUUAUGUUCGUAUGUACAGUCAUUUAGAAUUAGUUGGACGAGCAGUUAUUACACGAUCACCAAUACCAUCCGUAGCCGUUAUUAGUGGAAAUGGAUCGGGCCAUGAACCAGCAAUGGUUGGAUAUGUUGGUCGUGGAUUAUUAACUGCAUGUAUAUCAGGUUCUAUAUUUGCAUCACCACCAUCAGCAGAUAUUUUCCGUCUAAUUGUGGAAAUGAAACGUCGUGGUGCUAAACAAGUACUUUUAAUUAUUCUUAAUUACACAGGUGAUCGACUUAAUUUUGGCUUAGCCAUGGAACGUGCUCGAGAAUUAGCUAUCGAUAUUGAUAUGUUAGUUAUUGCUGAUGAUGCUGCGAUUAGUAAUGCGGUUGGACCUCGAGGCUUAGCUGGAUCUUUGUUAGUUAUUAAAAUCGCUGGUGAAUUAGCUCAACAAGGUAAAAAUAUGAGUGAAAUUGUUGAUGUUUGUCAAAAAGUACGUGGUCAUUUACGUACUAUUGGUUUGUCUGCAUCGGGUAUUCGAGCACCAGGUCAGCAACAAUCGUUUGAUUUAAAGGACGAUGAGAUGGAACUUGGUAUGGGUAUACACGGUGAAAGUGGUGUACAAAAAUUAAAGUUAUUACCAAUACGACAAACGAUUGAUUUAGCAUUACGACAACUGUUUGUUGGUCCACGUACUCUUGAUCUUCACCCUGAUGCAAGUGUACUUCUUUUUGUGAAUAGUUUAGGUGGUUGUUCAAAUCUUGAAUUAGGUAUUAUAGUCAAAGAGGCUAUUGAAAAUUUGGAACAGCAACAUUUACAUGUUAAACGUGUCAUUUGUGGGGAAAUGAUGACAUCAUUUAAUAUGAAAGGCUUUUCAUUAACUAUACUUAAACUAGCUACAGAUAUGAGUUCAACUAUAUUAAAUUUACUUGAUGCACCAACGGAUGCUUUUGCUUGGCCAAAAGCAAUUUCUCCAACACAAUCAAGCGGUAGUAUUCCAGCAGAAUCAGAUUCAUUAGAAUUUAAUGAAAAAUUCAGCUCACAAAUUGUGAUUAGUACAUCUCAUAUAUCAUUGAAUUCAUCGACUACGGAAUUAGUUAAUCAAGCACUUCAAGCCAUUAUUAAACGACUUCAUAAUGAAGUCGAUGAAUUGAAUCGAUUGGAUGCUGUUUCAGGUGAUGCUGAUACAGGUACAGCUUUUAUGCGAGCAGCUGACGCCAUAGCACGUGAUCUCGCUAAUAACAAAUUAGUUCUUCAUCGACCAUCAUCACUUUUUCGUCGUCUUGGUCUAAUUGCCGAAAGUCGAAUGGGUGGAACAUGCGGAGCAAUUUGUGGAUUAUUCUUUGCAGCUACUGCUAAACAAUUGUCUUUAUCGAAUCAAUCGGCAAUACUAAUUGAUAGUUUAAGUGAUGCAUUUGAAGCUGGAAUACAAUCAGUUGAAGCUUAUGCUCGUGUACAGCCAGGUGAUAAAAGUUUAUUAGAUGCAUUAAUUCCCGCUAUUGAUUUUAUUAAAGCGAAACGUACAAAAGCAAGUUUUACAUCACAGGAUUGGAAAGAAUUAGCACUUGUCACUGAACGCGCUGUUCAACAAACUAAAAAUAUGACAGCUAAAGUGGGUCGAGCUUCAUAUACAACAUCAGUAGAUUCUACUGUAGUUGAUCCUGGCGCUCGUGCUAUUUCUAUUAUAAUUGAAGAAGUUUGUGAUACUUUUGCUAAAGCAUCUAUUUAA